This is a messenger RNA of Trematomus bernacchii (emerald rockcod), 4667 nucleotides long. RefSeq names its product fibulin 2 (gene fbln2). The record is from RefSeq and is a predicted model, not a curated record. The coding region runs from base 349 to 4221 and encodes 1290 amino acids. Gene Ontology annotation, cellular component: extracellular region. Gene Ontology annotation, molecular function: calcium ion binding. NCBI's taxonomy places the organism in Eukaryota, Metazoa, Chordata, Actinopteri, Perciformes, Nototheniidae. The transcript is spliced from 16 exons.
CUCACUCUGAGCGGAUAGCAGAGCACCGACAGCCCGCAGAUCUCCAGUAACUCAAACCGGUUUUUAGCAACUCUUUGGACUUUCUUCAGCUUUGUAUCGAGGAUUUGGAGCAUGCAGAUUAAUCCCCGGGUGUUGUGGUAGCACCGUAGAGUCCGUCGAUACAGAGGAGGCUCACUUUUUAAAGUUUUUGGGGGAAUUCAAUUUCACUUUUCGCUGCAAUUGGGACCAGUGUUUGAGUUUGGUGAGUCCUUUCAGAGUAAAGAUGGUUCACAGAAUGCGCCAGAAUCCUUGAAGAUAAACCCUUGAAUGAAACCGGAUCUCCUUUGAUUAUUGUACCCACCUGGUGCCAUGGCUGCUCUAAAAGCUGAAGUACUUCUUCUCAGGUUUACAAUCCUCUUUCUUUGCUCGAGUGUGUGCUUGUGUCAGCGAGACUGCACCGGUGUGGACUGUCCUCAGCUGGACAACUGUAUCGAAGAAGUGCUGGACAGUGGCAGCUGUUGCGCUUCAUGUUUGCAGAAAGGAUGCAUGUGUGAGGGUUACCAAUACUAUGAUUGUCUCCAUGCUGGCUUCAAGAACGGCAAGGUGGCAGAGGGAGAGUCUUACUUUGUUGACUACGGCAGUACAGAGUGCCUCUGCCCGACAGGAGGGGGAAGAAUCAGCUGUGAUUUCAUCAGCUGUCCUGAUUUGCCGCCAAACUGCAUCGAUGUCUCGGAGCCUGUGGACGGUUGCAUGCAGUGCGAACGAGUUGGUUGCAUCUACGACGGGCAAAAGUACGACGCCGGGCACUCAUUAAACACUGACCCUUGCCAGGUUUGCCACUGUCCCCCUGAAGGAGGGAAAAUGAUGUGUUACCCUGUGCCAGAAUGUGACCAGAACAAGGUCCAUAACCCAAUGUUAGCUGAACCAACAGACGAGGACAGACACAAGAGUCACGCCGAAAGGUUUGACCAACAAGGGCGAACGGAUCAAUUCUCAACACCACAUCAACUUCCUCCCAACCUUCCCCUCUUCAAAACACUGCCUUCGGAGGGAAUAUUGCCCUUGAUGAAGGAGGAGUCAGAAGAUUAUGAUUAUAAUCCUACAGACUUUCCAGAGCCUUACCCACAAUCUCUAGCCUUCCCCACCCAGUCCUCUUCCUCCAAAAAGCUCAUAUCUGUGUCUCGAGGCUCUGACAGAACCACCGCCCUUAAGAGCUUUGAUAGACAAAACAAGCUGGAGCUGAGAGAGCGACACAAAGUUCAUGAACAUCCUGCAGACAGAGAGGAAGUGACGGAAAGUCCAAUAGGAGAACAGCAGAGGACUAUUAAGCCACAAACAAAAAUGGACACCACUUCUUGGCAGCCUUCACAGAGUCCAACAAGUGCUCAAAGUGUUUCAGUCGGUGAUAUCACAACGAAGAAAGAUCUGGAGAAUCCUCUGCAUGCGUUUGAGAGUUCAGAUAGUGUCAUAUUUCCACUCAUUCGGGAAUUAGGGAGUGAAAAACACCCUCUUUUGAGUCCAGAGAGUGCAGUUCAUCAUCAGAUAAGCUCUGAGACUCAGACUUAUAACCAAAGUGCAUCAGAGGGUGUGACGUCCAUUGAUUCAAAGAGUCAAAUCAAUGUUAGUCAUACAGUGAGAGCUAUAGACAGUCAAACCAAUCAAGAAAAUGUUCCACUUUAUAUGCAGAGCAGCCCAAAAAGCCCAAAUGUUGAAAAAGACUUACAGGGGACCAUAGCACCGGACAUUGAGGAAGGAAUGGAUGAAGAGGAGGACAAACUAGAAACAUCUUUUAGUGUCACUGGGCCUGAAGGAUUGGAUGUUCCCUACAAGAUAAAUCCAGCACCACAGGAGGUAAUCCAGGAGGAGUCAGAGGGCAGAGAUCCAACCAGUAGAAAGGAAAGGAUCACAACAAAGCCCACCACCAACUCCCCCACGACGCCCGACUUCCUGACAACCCCCGUGACCCAAAAAAUGAGCACGACCCAGGAAGUAUUAAGGGUCAAUCUGCAGGAGAGUGAGCCAUCGCAGAAGCUGGUUAACCUUCACAGUGAUGACCAGGAAGAGGCGGAAGAGGAGAGGAUUGACCGCCCUCUGCUCGUCCAAACUGAUGGAGGUGUCUCUGCUGUAGACCUGCUGCAGAGCUGCUGUACUGCCGGACAGAAAUGGGCCUCAGAUCAUCAACACUGCAAAAACAUGCCGACCAAUGAGAAGCAGUCGAUGUGCAGUGUUGCAGGAAAGCAGUGCUGCCUCAGCUCUUUGAAGGAGAUCCAGUGUCAAUCAGGCAUGACUUCAGCCAGGAGAGGAGACACCUGUGAGGGGGAGGAGGAUCGGUGCCCAGACGACUCUCACGAGGUUUGCUGCAGCUGCUGUGCGCUCGGACUUCAGGUUCGAAGUGAAGGAAAGGGAUGUGAAAUCCACCAGUUCCUGGGAUAUCCCUGCGGUCACAUCUUCCUCACCUGCUGCGAAGAGGAGGAAGGACUGAGCAAGGUCUCGCUGAGGAGAAAACCCAGACCAACGUCUAUUCCUAGAGAAGACUCUGAAGGCACGUUCCCCAGAGAGGCCUUCGCCAUCGGUGCCACAGAUGAGACUGCCAACGGAGUGGAGGAGCAGAAAGAUGUAGACGAGUGUCUGCUCCACACGGGGAAACUGUGCCAGCAAACAUGCACCAACACCUGGGGAUCCUUCCACUGUGGCUGUUAUCAGGGAUUCAUCCUGCAGGGGGACGGAAGACUCUGUGCUCCAGUGAUUCCUGAUGAGGAGAACAGAGUGAAGGAUUUCCGUCCUGCUGCCAUCCCAACAAUAACUCCUGCUACCACUACUGUCGAUAUUUCAACCAGAACCACCACCAGCAGACCUGUGCGCAUCAAUCCAUGCUCAGAAAAUGGAGGUUGCAGUCAGCAGUGUUUAGCAGUUGCAGACCGGGCUCUCUGCUCCUGUUUCCCUGGGUUCAGAUUGAAGAGAGAUGGAAGAAAGUGUGAAGACAUUAACGAGUGUGUUCUGGGAACCCAUAACUGUGGCAUUGGCUUCGUGUGUGAGAACACACUCGGCUCCUUCCUCUGUAAUCACAAACCAAAGUGCAUCACCGGAUUCUCACAGGACUCCCAUGGAAACUGUAUCGACAUCAAUGAGUGCCUCAGCCUCAGAGAGUUGUGCAGCUCUGGUUUUAACUGCAUCAACACGGUGGGGUCCUUCUCCUGCCAGCAGAAGACCAUCUCCUGCAGCCCGGGGUACAGCGCCAGCUCUGAUGGAGCCAAGUGUGUCGACCUUGAUGAGUGUCAGAUGGGGACAAACCGCUGUGGACUCGGUCAGAUUUGUCACAAUCUUCCUGGCAGCUACACCUGUGACUGUCAGACGGGAUAUCAGUACGACUCUCUGCGGAAACUCUGCACCGAUAUAAAUGAGUGCUGGCGUUUCCCCGGCAGAUUGUGUGGACAGACGUGUGAAAACACCCCCGGCUCGUUCCACUGCUCCUGCACUGAGGGCUUCUCCCUGGCUUUGGACGGCAAGAACUGUAAAGAUAUAAACGAAUGUGACAAGAAACCGUGCAGCCAGGAGUGCGCCAACAUCUACGGAUCAUAUCAGUGCUACUGUCGCCAAGGUUACCACCUGAAGGACGACGGACACACCUGUGAAGAUAUAGACGAGUGUUCUCAGAGCAUCGGGAGUCUCUGUACCUUCAGGUGUGUGAACGUAGCGGGCAGCUACCAGUGUGCCUGUCCUCCUCAGGGAUUCACCCUGUCUGCCAACAAACGCUCCUGCAAAGAUAUUGAUGAAUGCACAGCUGGAAACCACAACUGCUCGUACGAUCAGAGCUGCUUCAACCUGCAGGGAGGAUUCAGGUGUCUCUCCUUCCACUGCCCCAAAAACUACAACAAGGUGUCGGACACACGCUGUGAUCGGAUCAGCUGUAACUCCUUAGACUGUCAGAACUCUCCGGUCCGGAUCACAUACUAUCAGCUCAGCUUCCAGACCAACAUCAUCAUUCCCGCCCAGAUUUUCCGGAUCGGACCGUCUCCCAGUUACUCCGGAGACCACAUCUCCAUCAGCAUCAUCAGAGGAAACGAGGAGGGCUUCUUCAGCACCAGGAAACUGAACGGAUACACGGGCGCCGUCUUCCUGCAGCGACAAGUCAAAGAGCCCAAAGACUUCCUGAUCCACGUGGAGAUGAAGCUGCUGAGGAAAGGGAUGCUCAGCACCUUCCUCGCCAAAAUAUACGUCUUCAUCACGUCCGGUGCUGUGUAACACCUGAAGGAGUCAGGAGUCAGACUCAGAGUGAAUUGUCAGAAAAAAAGGAUUUUCCUAGCCACUUCAAAAACAUCAUGGGGUUAAGGAAAGAUGUGAAGGAGAAUUCAUGAGGAUUUAGGAACAAAGACUGAGAGAAUCUGACUGAAUUUACACUGAGCGAUGAUGAUGAUGAUGAUGAUGAUGAUGAUGAAGCACCAUUUCGAUGGUAUUGAUGUGCGUUUGUCGUGGGAAAACUACAAUUUUCCAUACAAUGGACUAAUAAAAGUGCAUCUAGAUACUUCGCCCUGUUUGUUUAUAUGCUGUUGCUUUAUAAACUACCUUGACAAAUAUAUUCUUCAUUACCAUGGUUGGAAUUGAAAUUAAAAAUGUAAGUAAAACUUGCUCGCACUCAGCGUCCUGAAAUAAAUGUAUUGUUGGACAUGAUCCCAAUAGAUCAAACUUCA